CAACUUGUGUGUCGUGUAUGUGCUAGAAAAAUGGAUUGAGAUAGAAAAGAAGGUGGAAAAAGAAGUAGAUGGGAACAAAAACAAAAAACAUGGUAGUGGCAUUUCACGAUGAUGGUACUAAUUUCACUUUAAAAAAAGUUCGGGGGAGGGGAGGGGUAAUAAGAUCCCGAAAAUAAUAGAUGUGUAGUUGAGAAUUCAGCCAUAGUACAGAGGAGUACUUAUGCCCUUUGCCAUUAAAAAAAAUAUAAAUUGUUAGUUAAUUUCAUACAUGUUCCAAAAUUAAUUUCUCAACGUGAACUAGAGACACUAUUUCAAGGAAAAAAAACCUUUUUAGUCAUACUUCUUCUCGAAAUAUGUAAACUUAGACUCUUUAAAUUGGUUUCCUUCACAGGUUAUCCAAUGAAUGUAUGUUACGAGCAUCAUGCUGCUUUAGCUCCACUUUUGCAAUUCCACUUGAACAACUGUGGAGAUCCCUUCACUGAGAACCCUAUCGAUUUCCAUUCAAAAGAUUUUGAAGUUGCUGUUUUAGAUUGGUUUGCACAACUCUGGGAAAUUGAGAAGGAUGAAUAUUGGGGAUACAUUACCAAUGGUGGCACAGAGGGAAAUCUUCAUGGCCUUUUGAUUGGAAGAGAGCUACAUCCCACUGGAGUCCAUUACUCAAAUGGUCACUCAACUAUCCCAAAUUAUCUCCUAAAGUCACUUUACUUUCGAAGGUCACUCAACUAA
Molecule: messenger RNA, 726 nt
Organism: Nicotiana tabacum (common tobacco)
Lineage: Eukaryota; Viridiplantae; Streptophyta; Magnoliopsida; Solanales; Solanaceae
Source: RefSeq, a predicted model, not a curated record